ACCGCUGCUGGCUGCUGGUGAUCGGUGACACAUCGCCUCCCUCGCCUCUCUACUCGUUGCUCUCGCCAUUGUGUGGAGGAGGUCUCCGCGUGUCUCUGGUCCGCGAUCAGAGACGGGAGUGUAGGGAACAACUGGAAGCAGCAGCGUCGUCGAUGUCCGUCCGCACCGCCUCGUCUGAACCCUUUCACCAACACCCAUGCAGGAUUUGAAAACCCUCAGACCGAACUACAUGUGAUCCAUGUGGGGCCCGGGCGUGAAGAGGAAACUGGAGCAGGACCAGGAUGGUGAGGAGGAGGACGGGGGAGGGGAGCGGCCGCCCCCCCCAAGGGUGCCUGGCUUCUCCUCACGGGCUUCCUAUGCGCUGCAACGGCAGAUGGUGCUCAACAUCUCCCUGGUGAAGCUAUACCGCCCGCCGGCGGGCCGGGCCGACCCGGGCCUGCAGCGCCGCAUCCUCAUCAGCAACGUCAUCCGCCGUAUCCACGAUGAUCUGCGGCGCGAGGGGGGCGUCCGGGCGCUCUUCCUGGCCACGCCGCCACCGGGCGUCGCCGAGCUCGACGAGGAGAAAGACGGGUGCUACCUUGGACCGCCUCCUCCUCCCCCCGCCUCGCAAGCCUCCUCCUUUGGGCCCACAGGGCCGGAGACCUGCUUGACGCCCGCCUCGCUCCUGGAGGAGGACCCGCCCCCUUUCUUCACCCUGCCGCCCUCUCCGUCCUUCUCUUCCCCCUCCUCCCCUCACCCGCUCCCCCCCCAGUCCCCCCCCCAGCACCUCCACCCGUCCCAGCCGGUGGACUUCUCCUCUGCUCCGCCCUCGCUGCCGCCUGAAGACAGCUUCUCCUCAGCCCUGGAGGAGAUCGAGGAGCUGGACUCCUCCUCUUCCUCCUCAGACUCUAGUGCCCCUCCUCCCCUCGUUCCCCUGCCCACCUCCAGCCCCCCUGGGGAACCGCUGGCAGGGGCCCCGGGCCCCGGAUGGGACAGGGACAUGGAGGUGGAGGCGGAAAGACGGGAGGAGAUGGAGGAGGAGGAGCAAGAGGAGGAGGAGGAGGAGGAGGAAAGGGAACUGAUGGAAUACCGCCCAACCUCCCCACCCCGCUCCACCGCCCUCGCCCGGCGCCCGGUGGUCCCGUCGGGGGGCUUCCUGACAGACUUCGCCAUGGACGAUGUGCUCUUCACGGACAUCGACACCUCCAUGUACGACCUGGGGCCCUGUGGCCCCCAGGCUGCCGGGGCAGGCCCCGGGGCUGGCGCGGGGCCGACCAAGGUGGCGGCCGACGACAUGUUGGUAAGAGCCAUCUCGGGCUACGGUGGCGGGGCCGGGGGCCACCAGGGCCAGCCCUUCAGGAUGGACCUUGCCGAGCUGGACCACAUCAUGGAGGUCCUGGUGGGCUCCUGAGGGCCCGAGCUGGAUCACAUCAUGGAGGUCCUGGUGGGCUCAUGAGGGCCAGAGCUGGACCACAUCGUUGAGGGUCUGAGCUGGACCACGUCAUGGAGGGUCUGAGCUGGACUACGUCAUGGAGGGGCCGGUGGGUUCCUGAGGGCCUGGGGUUUUCUUGAGGGCCUUUGGGUGCCUGAGGGCCAUUGUACUCUUGAGGGCCGGUUGGUUCCUGAGGGCUCGCUGGUCUCCAUAGGGCCGGUGGGUUCCUGAGGGCCCGUUGGUCUCCUUAGGGCCUGCUGGUCUCCAGAAGGCCGGUUGGUUCCGGAGGGCCUGCUGGUCUCCAGAGGGCCGGUUGGUUCCAGAGGGCCCCCUGGUCUCCAGAGGAGUGGUGGGUUACUGAGGGCCGGUGGGUUCCUGAGGGCCUGGUGGGCCCCUGAAGGCAUGGUGGGUUCCCUGAAGGCCAGUGGGUUCCUGAGGGCCGGUGGGUUCCUGAGGGCCUGGUGGGUUCCUGAGGGCCGGUGGGUUCCUGAGGGCCAGUGGGUUCAUGGGGGCCGGUGGGCUCCUGAGAGCCAGUGGGUUCCUGAGGGCCGGUGGUCUUCUGAGGGCCGGUGGGUUCAUCGGGGCCGUCGGGCUCCUGAGAGCCGGUGGGUUCCUGAGGGCCGGUGGUCUCCUGGGAGCUGGUGGUUUCAUGGGGGCCUGGAGGGUUCCUGAGAGGCCCCUGUCGGCCCGGUGGGUUCUUGAAGAAAAGCGCUGAAGGUGUUCUCAAUGUUGGGAAGAUGUUUUUUUUUACAACCUGAAUGAGUUGAGAGAUUGUGUUGCACACUAAUAGAUUAUAUUAGAAUCCAUCUUACUGGGAGUCUGUCAACAUGCGUUUAUCUACUGGAAAUGUAUGCUAAACAAGCCACACAGAAACUUAUCUGAGUCAACAGGUAGAGCUUGUGAGGGAGGUGCAGUCUAAAGCAACAACAGAGCACUGAGUGACUCAUCUACAUCACUUUUGAAAUGUUGUCUCCUAGUUUGACCACAAAGGCUAUCAUCAUGACAGCAUCAAGAUGAGACCGUGGUCUGUUUUCGUCCACUAGAUAGCGGCAAACUGACAUGAGUGCUGGUGUAGUCUAGAGUUCCUCCUUGGGGGGGAAAACUCUGUUUUUCAAUAUUUCACGAGCAGCUUAAUCGACACAAGCAAAUGAAACCAUCAACAUGCUAAUGUAGCUCUAGCAGACCCAAGUAUUUCAAACAUGUCAGUUGCCUCUCUUCUCAUACUUUCUUUAUAAGCUUUAUGACAUGCAAAGUCUUAGGAGAUAGUCAAGCCUUUUAAGUGAAGUUGCUCGAGACUAGUGUCCUGUUGCUAGUACAAUGCCAGCUUUUACAACUUUUGACUUUUCAAAGCUUUUUACACCACUGGAAAUAGAUUACUGUGUAAUUUGUGUGUUCUUAACAAUGCAUAACACUCGGUUAAUACCCAGGUUAUAGAAUGGAAUAAGGCCAUAUAAAUGUUGGUCAUUCUUUUCUGUGGCUAUUUCAGAAUUAUAUGAUAACAACCUUUUGUACAGACUGCUUGCAUAAAGAGGGAUUGUCAAGAGGAUUUCUAAUGAAAAGAGUGCCUUUAUUGGAGGUAUUGCCAGUCUUUACCAAAUGUUUAUUUUGCCAAUGUUCUUUAGCGACAAUAAAAAAAAAUGAAGAGUUAUAUCCUAUAAACUAUUAUAUUAUCGUAUUAUUAUAUUUGAUAUGUUGUUUCUUUGGUACAAAAAGUUAGUCAAAAUGUUUCUUUUUAAUAUAUAUAUUUGAAAUGUGUUAAUGUAGCCGCUCCUUGUGUAUGUUGUUAAACUAUUGAUACUAGUUGCAUUUUGUCUAAAAAUGGACCAUCAUUUGUUUUAGUUUUUCAAAGUCUGAAAUGGAGGAUGCCCUGUUUCACAAAUACUUACAAAAGUUUGGAGAUUUACCAACUAAUGGAGGAGUUGUAUUUCAUGGUGAAAUAAAUUGCUUCAAGUUUGAUUGAUUAGUAAAUGAAUAUACUCGUUAAAGGCCUAAUACGGGAAACAAAUCUCUCUGAAUCAUUGCCUUGCUAAACUGGACGAACAUAAUAUCUGACACCUUGAUCCUGCUACCAAACUGCUAGUAAGGCUGUUUUAUCAGAACUGUUGAGGGCUGAAAAGGUUAGGUUUAGUGUAAAUAUAUAUAUAUAUUUAUAUUUAUAUAUUAUGCUGCCCUGGCUCCACCAAGCAACACAACACCAGUCUACAGUCCUACACACAGCUUUUGAUUCAUAAACAUAAGCGCCUUUCUAAGUUAAAUAGUGGAUGUUAAUAAUUCCAGUGGCAUGGAUGUCAAUCAGUGGUGAGCUGGGUGAGCAUCCUCUCUGAAUCCUCUUUAGGAGUGUGUCUUGGAUUAUUGAUCAAUCUGGGAGGGAUCAGGUCUGCUUUACAGGGAACAUUUAGAUCAAUGCAUACAUUUUGACAAAUCGCAUUGAAUGGAUAACUUUUCACCAAGUUCUCGUAGUGCUCCGAGGGACUGGGACCACAUCGCGUCCAGGACCUGGGGUACUGGGACCACAUCAUGUCCAGGACCCGGGGGGACCACAUCAUGUCCAGGACCCUGGCGACCACAUCAUGAGAUGUGACUCAUCUCUGGUCUCCUUCAUGAAGAUAAACCCAACUAUUAGUUCAGAAAGUUGGAUUAAACAAUGUUUUUCCAUGAUAAACCAAGUAAAAAGAGUAAACGGGGUGAAUAUAUGUUCUUCAGCGAGGCCAGCCUUGCUACCGGUGCAUAUAGGUGAUGAUCACACCAGCAGCCUAUAUACUGAUGGGCCUAUAUAGGCCCAUCACACAGAGCUAAAUCCUCUAUACCUGCUGCUGUCUAACCAGUAGGCCCAUCACACAGAGCUAAAUCCUAUAUACCUGCUGCUUCCAAACCAGUAGGCCCAGCACACAACGUCCAGCAGCCAGGCUUCACUUUACCUUUGGUACGGUAAUGCUAUGAAUGAAACAAACAGGAAUGUAAUGUUCAUUCCAAACGGUCAUGAGGCAUUCUGUAAAACCACCUGGUAUCUGACGGUUUACAAUCUGCCUUCAUACCAGCGAUGUCCAGUAGGGGCGAUCAGAGGUGUAGCCAUCAGGAUGCUCGGAUCGCUUUACGCCUCUGAUGUAGCAGUGUAUGAUGCAGCAGGCUCAAAUGGGUUUUGUUCAUUAGUCAUCUUCAUAGCAGCUUCACAUAUGUGAUCAGAAGGAGGCGCUUGACUCGUUGACACCUUAAGCAUGAUAGAGCUGUUUCUCCAAUUGUAAAUUUGAGACACAACAGAAGAAACCAAUCUUUCUCUUAAAUUACUUUAAUUUCUUGUGUACACUAAAUGUAAAGUUGACACACGUAAAGUCUCGAAGAAGCCGGGCAUGCACGCUGACCUUUGACAGGCUCUUCAAGUCAGAGGAUGUUUCCAUAGGAAAUUCCCCAUACAUUUACAGUUCAUAGUUUUAACUGUACAGUCUAAAGCCACAGUGGACUAUGAUUACAUCCAUUUCAUCUUUACAAUGUGCAAAAUCCUCCUGGAGAGACGGGGUGACAGUGGUACGACAAAAAUAAAACUAAAUAUUAAGAUCAAACAAUAAGCUGCAAACAAAGCAAAUGAAAGAAACAAACAUAAAUGCACUUCAUCUUGGACAGUGAUACUAACUGAAGCAAAACCAUUGGUCCCUUAAUUCCCUUGCAGGUCGACAGCUCUCAGAGAGGUGUUGAUAGUUUCAGUGGAUUUUACCAAAACAUUAUUCUGCUUCAUCAACCGCCAGCACCAAACCACAAACACCCAGACAAAAAACAUUAAGAUAAAACAAUAAUCACAGGAAGAGUGUUCCUCUCUGCUUGUUCUCAGAAGCAGCCUCCCAUGCAGGCCUCCUCUUCAUGAGGCAGACGAGGGGAAGGUGACGGACAAAAGGGACAGUCCUAGUCUUACUAGUAGUGUACUAGGAGCCCUGGGUCAACAUAAUCAAACACUUAAAGGUGACAUAUAAUACCAAUAGGUGUGAGCGUGAUUAGGCAUUACAAGCCGUUUUGAAAAUCUGCGUCUUCUGACAUCACUACCUGCGUUUCCACCUAGAUAUGUGCUGGAUAAAUCAGUCUGCCUGCCUACCCAGUGGACUGUAGCAAACAUUGCUCAUCUAUCCAGCACACAUCAAGUUGGACACGCCCACUUGUGGUGUCAGAAAAUGCCAAUUUUCAAAAUGGCUUGUAACUGCUAAUCACACUCACACCUGGUGGUAUAAUAUGUCCCCUUUAAACACAAAGGAAACUUAAAAGAUCAUAAACACAACAGGCAAAUACAUUGGACUGGAUUUCGCAGGCAGUGUGGUUUCAAGUUUAUACAAUAUAUAUAUUUAUGUAUAGAUAUUAAAUAUGCAUUUUAUUUAUACUAUACAUUUACUUACUUUGAUUUAACCUUUGCAGGUAUAAUGCCAGCUCGAGAUUCCUUCAAAAAGACACUGAUGCACUUCCACUAGACAGCAACAUAGGAAAUCAAACCUCAAAUAAUGAUCUAAAGGAUAAAAACUAACUCCAAAGGGAACUGGGGCUCCGGGAUGUACUAUGUACAUGAGUGAUUACGUCCCUAUC
Messenger RNA from Gadus chalcogrammus (walleye pollock), 5971 nucleotides. Its product is annotated as SERTA domain-containing protein 2-like. Gene Ontology annotation, cellular component: nucleus. The transcript is spliced from 2 exons. Gene Ontology annotation, molecular function: transcription regulator activity. The record is from RefSeq and is a predicted model, not a curated record. The coding region runs from base 239 to 1390 and encodes 383 amino acids. NCBI's taxonomy places the organism in Eukaryota, Metazoa, Chordata, Actinopteri, Gadiformes, Gadidae.